This is a messenger RNA of Cannabis sativa, 1207 nucleotides long. Its product is annotated as protein CHLORORESPIRATORY REDUCTION 6, chloroplastic. Gene Ontology annotation, biological process: NAD(P)H dehydrogenase complex assembly. The transcript is spliced from 4 exons. The coding region runs from base 125 to 877 and encodes 250 amino acids. Gene Ontology annotation, cellular component: chloroplast. The record is from RefSeq and is a predicted model, not a curated record. Lineage: Eukaryota; Viridiplantae; Streptophyta; Magnoliopsida; Rosales; Cannabaceae.
AAAACGUGAGGACAGAAGAAAAAGGAGAUAAUAAAACUGUAUUAACCGUCCCUCAACACAAUACCACUCACUCUAUCCAACCAGAGCUCAGAGCUGUAGUGAGAGAGACGAACCAAGUGCUUCAAUGGCUGCUACUUUCCAAUACUUAAUUCCACUUUCACCUUCUCUAAAACAGGCCAUUUCUUCUCUUACUCCAUCUAUUUCUUCCAAACCCAUGUCAGAUUCAAUGCCUUCUUUCCCCUUAAAGCGACAGAGACCACAAGUUUCAGUCUCUGUUGCCUUUAAUCCUUCUGGGAAUUAUGACCUCUCUAUGUUUGAUGAUGAAGAUGACUCACCAAAAGUUGAUCCUCCAAUGCCACCAACUAAAGGGAGAUUUGAAAUAGUUAUUGAUAAUGAUGCUAUAACCAAGCUUGACUUAUCUCCAUUUCAAACUGUAACUGGGAUUACUUCUCCUUCUUCAGCGGAGCCAAGAGAGUUUCUUGAACGAACAAUUGGGUUUACAAUAAAUUACACAAGAGAAGAUCCAAAUGACCUUAGAGAACUCUCAGAAUUCCCUGAUAUAAGGCUUUGGUUCUUGAGACUUGAUGCUACUUAUCCUUGGCUACCGGUCUUGUUGGACUGGCGAGCCGGCGAGCUUGCUCGCUAUGCUGCCAUGUUGGUUCCACACCAGAUGAGUAUGAAAAUGGGAGUGGUGUUCAAUCCUGAGGCAUUGGAAUUGUUCAUCUUGAAUAAAGUUUUCAUAGUGUACUCAUGGUUAAAGCAACAUGAUGUACCAAAGCCUAGAUUGAAAACUAGUGACAUGGCAAGGAUGCUUGGAUUUGGAAUUGGUGAUGAACUUUUCGACUUGAUCGAUAAACACCCAGUUUUGAAAUCAUAAACAAGGAAGAUUGAUGAUCCAAAUUCAACAUGAGAAAUUGUAAAGCACUUGAAGACAAGGAGAUAACAAAAUCCCCUCUUGUUGGUGAGGGUGAGGCUAAGCAAUUACAUAAUCAAAAGAGGAGCUAACUGUUGAGUUCUUAUGUGAAAAGGAACAGUUUUUUGGCUUUGGAACUUCAACUAAUUAGGACACUGUGAUCUUCAUACCCCAUGUCUCUAUUUUCUUAUAUAAUUUAUUUGCCAAUACAGUUUGAGUAUUUUUUUAAUAUAAUUAGGACAUUUAGAGUUCCUUGCAACUGUUAAGUAUAAUAAGUUGUUAAGUGAAAUAAAA